This is a messenger RNA of Psilocybe cubensis, 2973 nucleotides long. RefSeq lists its product as uncharacterized. Lineage: Eukaryota; Fungi; Basidiomycota; Agaricomycetes; Agaricales; Agrocybaceae. Gene Ontology annotation, cellular component: cytoplasm. Gene Ontology annotation, molecular function: allantoinase activity. The transcript is spliced from 14 exons. The coding region runs from base 1 to 2973 and encodes 990 amino acids. The record is from RefSeq and is a predicted model, not a curated record. Gene Ontology annotation, biological process: purine nucleobase catabolic process.
AUGGAGAAACUAUCGUCAGACUAUCAACAUCCAGUCCCGAGAAAACGCGGUUCUAAAGGUCCACGACGUCUUCUAGGGUUUGUUAUUGUGGCAUGCAUUACCCAGGGAAUAUAUGUUCUGUCACAGGGACUUUUCGGUACAUCGGUAUCACAUUCUACUCCUUCUCCAGAAGUACAGGCCCACCGCGCUUCGCUGGUCGCCAAAUGCAAGGAUAUCCACACACCCGCAGGACCACCAUCGACAUUUAGCACUGCCGAGCGUGUCAAGAGCGGGAGUGAUCGCUGGGUUCCAGGUACUCCACCCACACUCUUGAAGAACGCGAAGAUUUGGACUGGAGCACGCAACGGGACGGAAGUUGUUUUUGGGGAUGUCUUGCUCGACAAAGGGGUUAUCGUCGCUGUCGGAUACAUACCACCAAACUUGUUGGAAACCACCAAGAUACAGAACGUUGGCGAGGACAUCAGGGUUUUGGACGUCGGUGGGAAAUGGAUUACACCUGGCCUGGUUGAUUUGCAUUCACACAUCGGAGUGUACAGCUCACCUGAACUCAGCGGAGCGUCUGACGGGAAUUCCCUCAAGGCUCCUAUUCUUCCCUGGCUUCGCAGUAUCGACGGUUUGAAUACCCACGACGAAUCAUAUCAGCUCGCAAUGGCGGGUGGUGUGACGACAGCUCAGAUUCUUCCUGGAAGCGCAAACAACAUCGGAGGACAGGCUUUUGUCAUCAAGUUAAGACCGACAGAGGAACGCUCAGCAACGUCCAAAGUUCUGGAACCACCUUUAUCGCUCACUCACUCCCCUAAUGGGACCGACUACAUCCGAUGGAGGCAUAUGAAGCAUGCCUGCGGCGAAAAUCCCAACCGGUUAUAUGGGCAAACCCGAAUGGAUGGCCAAUGGAAUUUCAGACACGCCUACGACGAAGCGCGGAAGAUUCGUGACGCUCAAGACGCGUUCUGCGCAAAAGUAGAGGCAAGAGACUGGGCGUCAUUAUCAGAACAAGAAGACUUCCCAGAAGAUCUCCAAUGGGAAUCUUUGGUAGAUGUUCUUAGAGGAAGAGUUAAGCUCUCCAUCCACUGUUAUGAGGCAGUUGAUCUCGAUGGAAUUGUUCGUCUUUCAAACGAAUUCAAGUUUCCUGUAGCCUCAUUUCACCACGCUGGUGAAACAUACCUCGUUCCAGACCUCCUCAAGAAAACAUGGGGAGGAGCACCGUCCAUCGCACUCUUUGCAAGCAACUUUAGGAAGAAGCGAGAAGCAUAUCGAGGCUCCGAAUUUGCACCCAGAGUUCUAGCAGGCCAUGGAAUACCCGUUGUCAUGAAAUCAGAUCACCCUGUUGUCAAUAGUCGCUAUCUUCUUUUUGAAGCACAGCAGGCCCAUUAUUACGGGCUCAAUCCAGCUCUUGCGCUUGCUUCUGUUACAUCUGUUCCUGCCCAAGCUGCAGGGCUCGGUCAUCGAGUCGGCACAAUAGCUGAAGGCAUGCUAGAUUUGUUUAUGUCACCUCAUUUUGCAGGCGUCAAUAAUGUAUUCCCUCAAGAUAUCGUUGUCUGGGAUUCGCACCCUUUGUCGUUAGGCGCUACACCGGAACAGGUUUACGUUGAUGGGAUCCCACAGAUAUCUGAUCCACAACCUUUAUAUAAGCCCGCCGCUUUUCAGGACCUCCCCGUGGUACCCAAUUGGGAUAUUGAAGCAAACGAAGCAGUCAAAUGGGAAGGACUUCCUCCCUUACGUGCCUCGCAACUCACAGGAAAGGUUGUCAUCUCCGGAAUAAACAGUCUAGUAGGGUUCAACGAUGGCGGUAUGGAAGAUGGCGAACAAAUUGAAACCGUGUUCGAGGACGAAGAGGGGUCCGGACGCACCAUCGUUGUCGACGGUGGAAAGAUCGUCUGCAUUCAGCAUUCCGCCGAUGACUGUACUGCUGAAAUAAACGACGACGCGGCCAAAUACAUUGAUCUUGAGGGUGGAACCAUCGCACCAGGUUUGACCACUUACGGGUCACCGCUGGGUUUGGUGGAGAUUCAGCUUGAGCCUUCAACAAAUGACGGAAAUGUACGUGAUCCACUGGUUGAUGGCGAUCCGCCGUCCUUGUUGGCAGGGAAAGCAGGUGUUAUCCGGGCUGUGGAUGGACUUGCAUUCGAAGGAAGAAAUCUCUUGCUGGCUCAUAGAAGCGGUGUUAGCACCUCCGUUACACCUCCCUCUGGAAGUGGCUUCCUAAAAGGUCUUUCUGCUACUUUCAGAACAGGAGCACAGCACGCGCUUUCCAGGGGUGCUAUAAUUCAGUCAGAGACCGCGCUUCACAUCACUAUCAGUUAUGCCCUCCCUGUAAGCGUAAGCACGCAGAUCUCCGCUUUACGAACCUUGCUCUUCGGGUCAGCCAGGUCGUACGUUGGUCAAGACUCCGAACAGGCUGAGCAGUGGAUGCAAGUCCGCAAGGGCCAAAUACCGUUGGUUAUAUCUGUUGAAAAUGCGGAUAUCAUAAGUACUCUCCUGAGCCUUAAACGCGAUUACGAAGACUUCAGUGGACAUCAACUCAAGUUAACAAUAUCUGGCGGCUCGGAAGCGCAUCUCCUGGCCAAAGAAAUCGCCUCUGCUGAUGUAAGCGUUAUUCUCACCUCGUCUAGACCUUAUCCCGGUACUUGGGAAAGCCGAAGAAUACUUCCCGGCCCACCUCUCUCGCGCAAGAGCUCGAUAACUACGCUGCUGGAUGCCGGUGUAAACGUGGCCAUUGGAACGGUCAACGAAUCAGCCGCACGUAACACGAGAUUCGAAAUAGCUUGGGCUGCUCUCGAGUCAAAUGGUACUAUCAGCAAAUCUCAAGCAAUUGCGCUGGCUUCAACCAAUCUUCACAAAGCAUUAGGUGUCAGACAUCAUAAAUUGUCGAUCCCCGACCUAAUAUUGUAUUCCGGAGGAAGUCCCUUUGACUUAGAGAGCAAGGUCACUGGCGUUCUGUCUGCAGAAAGGGGUAUCGUCGAGACUUUUUGA